Messenger RNA from Ochlerotatus camptorhynchus, 6888 nucleotides. RefSeq lists its product as uncharacterized. The record is from RefSeq and is a predicted model, not a curated record. The transcript has 2 exons. NCBI's taxonomy places the organism in Eukaryota, Metazoa, Arthropoda, Insecta, Diptera, Culicidae. Bases 1612 to 4737 code for a protein of 1041 amino acids.
CCUAUGAUUAUCUCCUUAUACCCCCACACUCGCCCCCCACAUGCCUAAUUUGGUUCCAUUUGCUUGAUUAGUUCUCGAGUUAUGCAGAAAUUUCUGUUUCAUUUGUAUGGGAGCCCCCCCUUACAGAAGGGGGAGGGGUCUCGAACCAUCAUAAGAACCUUCCACGGCCCCAAAAACCCCUUGUUAAUCCCGCCACGUCCAAUGGCCCGACGAGCCCCAGCAGCCCCACCGCUACCACUGUGACGGACGCAUACACCUCAACGCGACCACACCCGUGCGUUGGUCAGAGGAUCGUCGAUCGUAUGAAAGUCAAGCGGUCGACGGGUAAAAUAUGAAAACAAGCCAGAACAAUAGCUGAAUCGAGGAAGUAAAAAGUAAAAUUAAUUCUACUCGCAAGUGGUGUUACCUUAAUCUACCUAAUUUAUACUGUUAAACUUAAAUACUAUCACUAUCUAACGUGGCGAUUGAACUAGACUACAGUAUCUUGAUUAACUUAUAAUACUUUGAACUUAUCUAAGCUACCUACAGCUGAAGAAAACCUUAACUUAUAACCAUAAUAUCUUGCUCUAUGCAAACUAAUUACUGCGGAACGAAUCACCAAAAGAAUUUGUAAUUUUUUCCAUUUCGAUCAAUCUGCCGGAAUAAAAUUCACGGCUUCAAAAGAUUCGUUUUUACCGCCCAACAUCCUACAAAUUCUUUUGUGGCAAACUUUACGAUGUCUGGCAAGGGAUCGAAGUCUGGAUCGGCCAAAGGCGACCUCGCUAGAACUACGCUCACUGAUCGUCGGGAAGACGGAGCGAGCGCGAUUUAUUCGUCAGCGAGGACCUCGUCUGGCAUAGCCGACCCAAUAGUCAACACAACUGCAGUUGCUCCUAUCAACAGCCCCAUUGUCGCUGCGAGUGCACCGAAUGCUGCAGCGGUCGCGACGUGCGAUGCAGUGGGUUUGACGAACCAGGUAGCCAGCGCAUUGCACACUGCAGCAGUAGUCUCGGCUGAUCCGGUAAGGACAGGAAAUCCCCCUCCUACCCCCCAGGUAAAUGAUGACGUUGUUGCAAAUAAAGUGUAUGCCAUGAAGAAAGGAGCAGUUCCGAAGCAAUCGGCUUCGACUGUCAACCCUAAAGUUAAAUCUGUCCCUUCCAAUCUACACGGAAAGGACGUUGUCAGACGCAAUCCGGUACGUCAUGUGCGGCAUAUCGGUUCAAUAGCUGUGAGUUGUGUGCAGAAAGUGAUAAUAGUAGAAUGGUGCAGUGUGAUGGUUGCGAGAGAUGGUUCCACUUCUGCUGCGUGGAAGUUACUGAAGGAAUAGCAGAAGUUAGUUGGAACUGCCCAGUGUGUCCAGUAGGGCAGAGCGAAGUCAAACAAUCAAACCCAGCGGAAGACGUCCAAGCAGUAGUGCAUGCUGCUAAUCCAACCCCAAAGGACUCUGGCGAUGCGAAAUCAAGCGGAAAGAAAAGCAGCAAACGGAGUUAACAGCGGAAAAUUGACUUGAAGCUGCAGAAACUCGAGGAGCAGAGGAAGCUGGAACAAAAGUUCCUGGAAGAAAAGUACAGAAUUUUGGAAGAGGUGGAAGAUGACAGUGAGACGGAUUUGGACAACGAGGAUCUCGAGAAAAUGUCUACAGUUUCGCAAUGGAUCAAAGAUACGGAACGCGGCGGAGUAGUUCAAGACUCUGGAGUCGAAGAAGAGAAUCUUUCGGAAGAACCGAGGUUUCCACCUGGACUCGCCGAUCAGUCAGUAGUGGUCGACCAACGACAAGUAGGACAGCAACAUCGUUCGCAAGGAGGGCGGCGUAACACCAUACCAGAUUUCGCUCCCGAACAACGUUCUACGCCACAGACGCGGCUUCGUCCAACGGAUCCUACCUCUCAGCGUUACUCUACGUUCCCGGCAUCCAUGUUAAGACCGCAGUUUCCCCCUCGACCAUCAGUGACCGGUCCAACGCUCACGGCAAUGGAACCUGAACCAAUUCCUGUCGAGGAGACCAUAUGUAUCCUCAACCGAAGCCAGAUGGCCGCCAGACAAGCAGUAUCUAAGGACUUGCCUGAAUUCUAUGGAAACCCCGAGGACUGGCCACUUUUCUUCUCGAUGUUCACCUCAUCAACACAGAUGUGUGGCUUUUCCAAUGAAGAGAACAUGCUUCGUCUACGUAAGUGCCUAAAAGGAAAGGCACUGGAUGCUGUAAGAUGUUGGUUGCUACAUCCUUCCAACGUGUAUGGUGUCCUUACAACACUGAAGAUGCUCUACGGCAGUCCAGAAGCGAUCGUUCAAGCAGCGAUAAGGAAAAUUCAUUCAGAACCACCCCCGGAGAUCGAUCGUACAGAGAGUCUGGUCUACUUUGCGCUCACUGUCGAAAAUUUAGUAGCAACGAUAGAAGCCUGUGGGGUACAGGACUUCGUGUACAACGCCUCACUCAAGCUCGAGUUGGAACAUCGAUUACCGUCGAUGCUGAAGCUGGACUGGGCGAAAUACACUAGAGGCAAUCCGGCCACAAAUCUCGUGGACUUCAGUACCUGGUUAUACUCCAUGGCGGAGGAUGCAAGCGCAGUCAUGCAGACGUCCAUCAACGCUCCACGAAGUCGAGUCAACAAGAAAGAUGGAUUCAUCAACGUCCACACCGAAACUAGCAACGAUCGAUCCGGAUUCUCUGCAGCUCCAGCUAAAGAUACGCGUACCCAAUCGAGAGAUUCUCUAAAGGAAUGCCUUGUAUGCAAAGGUUCUUGUCCGUCACUUGCUAAGUGCAAAAGGUUCGUCGAGCUGAGCUACGAGUCGAAGUGGGCAGUAAUACGGGAAGCGAAGCUGUGCCGUAAGUGUCUUCGCAAACACAACGGCACCUGCAGACAGCAAAGUAAAUGUGGAGUUAGAGAAUGUACCUACCUGCACCACCCUUUGCUUCACUCCGAGAGAACCGAAGCCUCCAGAAACGGCUCCCGGGUGGAAGCUGCUACGAACACCAGUUGUAACGUUCAUCAAGCGCAGACAAACGACGUGCUAUUCCGGAUUGUUCCAGUUGUGCUCCACGGUCCGUCGAAGAUGAUUCAGACGUACGCUUUCAUCGAUGAUGGGUCCGAGCUAACCCUCAUGGAGCAUUCUCUUGCACAGGAGCUUGGGUUACAAGGACCAAACAAAGCACUCUGUUUGAAAUGGACAGGUGGUAGCAGAAGAAUGGAGAACGAAUCUCAAAAGGUAGAGGUGGUCAUCUCUUCUGUGAGAAAUACAUCCCAAAAGUACAAACUGGCGGAUGUUCGGACUAUACAUGAGCUGAAACUCCGGCCACAAACCCUGAUAGCUUCGGAAAUGCAGAGUCAGUAUAGUCAUCUCACUGGGAUCCCCUUCGAUUCCUACACUGAAGUAAGUCCGCGAAUCCUGAUUGGACUGGAUAACGCGCAACUUGGGCAUGCGCUCAAGAGUCGCGAAGGAAAACCAUCCGAACCGAUUCCCGUCAAAACCCGUCUAGGAUGGAUCGUGUACGGGAGCUGUUCGUCCAAUCAUCUCAGAAAUCAUGUAAACUACCACGCUGUACAAGCGUGCGAGUGCAACGAAGGUUCUGACGAAAGUCUCCAUGCAGCAAUGAAAAACUACUUCACUCUCGAUAGCAUGGGCAUCUCUAAGCCUGACAAGUUACCGCUCUCCGUAGACGACCAGAGUGCUAUGGAAAUUCUGGAAGUGGUGACACUACCCAAGGACGGCCGCUAUGAAUCAGGCCUUCUUUGGAAGUAUGACGCAGUGCGGCUUCCCGAUAGUAAAGCUAUGGCUCUCAGGAGAUGGGAGUGUUUAGAGCGGCGGAUGAAGAAGGACGAAGGAUUGGCGGAGGCACUACGUGCAAAAAUGGCCGAGUACGUCCAGAAAGGGUAUGUCCGGAAACUGACCGGAGAUGAACUGAGGCAUCGUCAACCGCGUGAGUUGUAUCUGCCAGUGUUUCCGGUCUAUAAUCCCAACAAACCAGGAAAAUUGAGGUUGGUUUGGGAUGCAGCAGCUACCGUCCAAGGAAUCUCCUUGAACUCGGUUUUACUGAAAGGACCCGAUCAAUUGAUGUCUCUACUGUUAGUCUUGAUUCAGUUCCGGGAGUUUCGAGUCGCGGUAUGCGGGGACCUACGAGAAAUGUUCCACCAGGUGUUGAUGAGGGAGGAAGACCAGCAUUGCCUGCGAUUCUACUGGAAGGAAGAUGCGGAGGAUGGUGCGCCGGAUGUGUAUGUUAUGAAAGUGAUGACAUUUGGCGCCUGCUGUUCGCCUACGACAGCCCAGUAUGUUAAAAAUAUCAAUGCGAAACGAUUCGAACACGAGUGCCCGCAAGUCGUCGAUGCCAUUGUGAGGAAGCAUUAUGUUGGCGACAUGCUUGCCAGCGUCGAAACGGAGGAAGAAGCUGUAAAGCUGGCACAGGACGUGAAACGCAUCCAUGCCGCAGGAGGUUUCGAAAUGCGAAAUUGGCUGUCCAAUUCAUCGACCGUACUGGCGUCCCUGCAGGCGGCAGCGACUAACGAAAAGAACCUCAGUGCUGGAGAAGAAGGAAACGUCACCGAAAAGGUGUUAGGCCUUUGGUGGAAUACGACUACGGACUGUUUCACUUUCAAGGUGUCUCCAAGGUACGACCAGGACCUGCUGUCCGGGGACCGUCGACCCACUAAACGUGAGGUGCUUCGAACGCUUAUGAUGAUGUUCGACCCGCUUGGCUUCAUUACGCACUUUCUCAUGUACCUCCCGCAUAAUCAAAAACUAUUUAUGAAGUGGUUCAUACUAUAGAAAUGAUUUAAGUCGUGCCGUUACUUCUUGAGUUAUCAUUCAUUUAUACUUUUACUGUACGCUCUUAUCGGUAACGUAUGGUAAAACAUUUUAUGUUGUCAAUACUACAUAUUCUUAAAAUAUGGUAUACCAUCCAACGAUAAGUAUUUAUUUUCCCUUUGAGAAAACCCUCAUUCAAAAAAUGCUAUAAUAUUCUAACUGAACUGUCACAGACAUGGUUAUGAUACGGUAUAUAAUCCAAAUACUAUCAUUAAUCAUCCUCCAUUAAUCACAAUAGAUCGAAAUUACACGCACACUGGGAUCUACUGAAUCCUAAUAUGAUGAUAAAAUGAUAAGUGGAAUAAUUUAUGUACUUGUAUUAGUGAACAAGUUUACCCUAUUUUAGUUUUGCUCCAGUUGCUUCACGCCAUGUUGAUUUGAAAAUCUAGAGUGUAAAACAAAAGUGUUUUACUUAAUUCAAUUAUGUACAAAUUGUUGUCUUCAAUAAAUUAUGUUGUCUUCAGUAUGAAGUGACUCCCGGGAAGAUCAACCAAGGCUGGUGAAUAAAUGUACAAGUUACUGUGAAUUUCUUUACCGGAAGACCUCAUCGGUGGCAGCUACUGCUGCUGGAUGGCAACCGUGAGAUAUUCGGCACCCGUUUGGCGCUGUUCGGCGACUUCUUGGGACCUUACUCGUUUUUUUUUUGUGGUGGCCGUUUCAAGUUGAGUAAAUAGUACUGAAAGUGCUUGCAGCUGAUUGACGAGUGGCAUGAUGUGGUGGAUUACGCAGUUGCGGCCGUGACCCGGUAAUACCGGUGUGAAACCACUAGCGAUGGUCCGUUAAGAUCGGCACGGACCGAGUAUACUUAUGUUAUGUUAUGUUUUAUACAUCGUGUUCUGUGCACAAUAGUGCCAUUUGAUAUGUUAUAUGAAAAUGAAUUGCUAUUGGUUGUUACGUUUAAUGUAAAGCGGUAGUUUUUUUACUUUUGUUUUGUUUUAUUGAAGGUGGAUUUUUCUUAAGAAUAAAUUAGUUUUUACACAAAACUGAAUCGUUAGCCUAAGGCUGAAUUCGAUCUCACAUUUACUGUCAACAUGGUACCACUAUACUAGCAGUUCACUUAAAUAAUGGUAUCAUGCUGUCAGUAGUUGUAAGAUUAAGGUCAGUCAUAAUCCCUGAUCCAAGAAAAAGGAAUAAAUACGAACUAUAUGGAAUAUAGUAAGUGCUUAUCGAAUUUAAUCGUUUGAAUAUAACACGAAAAUACACCAUAAUGUUAAAUUACCUAAAUGAACUAUUAACACAGUAUAACGUUUACUUUCCUUUUUAAAACCAAAUUUAAUAAUCCAAAUAUUCCAGAAUGUUAUGACAUAUAGUUCUAUGAUUUUAAAGUUGAUUAUACAAGAGCUAUAUGUCUUGUAUUACACCUGAAAUUUUGUUCUGAAAUAUCAACCUUAUUGAAUGGUAAUUAUACUUAACCGCCUUUAUCCCAUAUAGUUGUUUUGCAUAAUACAAUAUAUGGUAUCCUAAGGACAAUUUAUGGUAUUGUAUGCUUAUCAUUUUUAUACACGCUGACUAGAAUCGUACAUAUAUACUUAUUUAUGGUACAUAAUGAUACUGUGAAUCAUCCCUUUAUUGUUUACGAUUAUGCGGGCUGAAAGUACUGCUGCAGGAGAUUUGGAGAUCCUCGGUUGAUUGGGACACCCCCAUUGAAGAACCACAGUUCCAGAAGUGGCUGACAUGGUUGAAGGUUCUGCCGGAGGUAACCAACGUCCAGAUUCCACGGUGUUAUAGAGCGUCUGUGUCACUAGGAAGCAACUGCAAAGUUCAAAUGCACACGUUCGUUGACGCGAGUGAGAACGGCUUCGCAGCGGUAGUGUAUCUCAGGUUCGAAGAAGGAGACGCAAUCGAAACCGCGUUCGUGAGUGUAAAAACGAGAGUUGCCCCGUUGAAAUUCCUUUCCAUUCCCCGCUCCGAGCUUCAAGCCAGUGUCCUCGGAGUUCGCUUAGCGAAAAGCGUCGCCCAGUCACUAUCCGUUAGGGUGUCAGAACGCCUUUUCUGGACAGACUCCAGAGACGUUCUAUGCUGGCUGAACUCUGAUCACAGAAGAUACAGCCAGUUCGUAGCAUUUCGGGUGAGCGAGAUACUGGAAACGACUGAUGUGAAGGUUUGGCGAUG